Somion occarium is the source of this 1834-nucleotide messenger RNA. The record is from the annotation of a GenBank genome assembly. Lineage: Eukaryota; Fungi; Basidiomycota; Agaricomycetes; Polyporales; Cerrenaceae.
GAUCAUGAGAAAACAAGCGUCGCGUGUUCGGAAACGUGAUGUGAACUUUCCAAAGCGUUGCCAGGCCUGUCAUUAUAAAUGUCUGCAAAGUGCGGUUCGCUGCCUCGUCUCCAUGGUCUAAGGUCAGUAAAGACUAUAGUAUAUCUUAAUCAUGUUUCAAAGACUCCGUAACCUGUUAGGUACAAUUACACCUAGACGACAGGUUAACAGUGCCAGCCAAAGAAGUGCUUCUCAGGAUAACAACACCCGAAGCAGCACGCCGGAUAGCCUUCAGGCAGCCCUUGCAUCGUGGACCUUAAUCCUAGACGAGCACAUUUUCCUUGACAGAAUCAUCACCAACGACUUGGUCUAUGACCUGAUCUUCCAUGCCUGCACAGCGAGAACUCUUGUUCGUCUUCUCAGGACAUGCCGGGCAGUCAACGUAGCCGUGAAAGAGUACAUCUCGAGAGCCUUCAACGUUCAUCGUCUCCUCUCGCGGUAUUUCUCUGACCCCAUGGCGUUCCGGUACAUUCAAGCGUGCACUGGGACGUUGAUAUCGGGCUCCGCCGCGUUACAGUUCUUUGAUAGGUCUCUAUAUCCGGACUCAGAUCUGGACCUCUAUGUACCUAUGCCAUGGAGAAAGAAAGUAGGACAUUUUCUCCUCGCUCAAGGGUACAAAUUUGAACCCUAUCCAUUUCAACACCCGACGUUCGACGUCGCAAUAUCAGAUCGGCGAGUAGUGACUGCCCGAGGGCUAUACGGUAACCUCAAAGGGAUUGCGGGCGUAUUCACGUUCGAGAAGAAGUCCGCUCGGGGUGAGGAGUUGAAAGUACAGAUCAUAGUUGCUGUACGAUCUACCAUGGAGGUUAUCCUUCGCUUCCACUCAACAUGUGUCAUGAAUGUCAUUUCGUUUGACAGAGCGUACUGUCUAUACCCUCUCGCUACCCUCGAACAACGUCGCUCGUUAGUCUGCACAAGCAGAAAUGACGAGGUCGCCCAAAGAGUAUUUGAAAAAUACAGUGAGCGGGGAUGGAAGAUAGUCAAGUCCUUCUACGUCCCCCCUGCCUAUUACUGUAUCGAAGAUCCAGCAUUCAGCUUGGGUCCGAGGUGGAUCGAUGACGGCUACACCUGGUCAAUUCCCCUCAAACACUCCUUCGAUCAGUGUAUCACUCCUGUCAAUCCACCUUCUACUCCUCUCACUCGUGACCCGGUAUCCGCUUCGAGCUGGGAUAUCAAACGUGCUAGCGACGGUAUGGGUGCAGAUAUGGUGUUUUCACCCGUACAUGUCCCGCAACUUUUCUAUCACUACAUUCUCAAUGAUACUGCUUGCUUGGAUACUCCUUCAAUUUCGGCUUUGUUGAAAGCUGCUGCACUGGCUAACUCUUGUCCGCCAUCCUACGUGUGGAUAGAGGAACGUCGAUUGUGAGUCGUUCGCUUUUCAAGCAAGUGCAAUGCGACUGAUGUCGCCGAGUUAGUGUGGACGAUCGAUUCAUACAGCUUUGCCACGACUACCACCGUAUAACGUAUUGAACUGUCUUACACAUACUCUGCAUAACACAGAAAUUUAGCCAAGCAAUACGCGGGUCACGGUUCUGCGCGACGCGUUGUUUGCGCAUGUUUGUAUCCCCGUGCAUAUAUGUCGGUUUCGCUUGAAACAUUGCUUUUGACCACGAAUUUGACUUUUGACGUAUUGUUCGUCCCAGUCUUUGUUCCAGUCUUUGUUUUCGCUCUCCUUAUAUCUUCCGGUCUCUGGUGGAAAGACCGCGCUCGCCUUCUCUCGUGCCGAGUACUACGUGUAACAAUCUUGACCAGUAUGUACUAUAUCCGAAGUGUGGUUUUGCUUUUAGCGUUCAUC